AUGAAUCCCAUAGCUAUGGCCAGAGCACGAGGUCCUGCCCAAAAUUCGGGACCAACAAUACAAGACUACUUGAACAGGCCAAGACCAACAUGGGAAGAAGUGAAAGAGCAACUAGAAAAGAAAAAGAAAGGAUCCAAGGCUUUGGCUGAGUUUGAAGAAAAGAUGAACGAGAAUUGGAAGAAAGAACUGGAAAAACACAGGGAGAAAUUACUGGGUGGAAAUGAGAGUUCCUCCAAAAAGAAGGAGAAAAAGAAAAAAGAGAAGAAGAAAUCUAAUAGGUUGUCUUCAUCUUCCUCUUCUUCAUCAAGCUCUGAUUCUUCCAGCAGUUCAUCUGAUUCAGAAGAUGAGGAUAAAAAGCAAGUGAAGAAAAGAAGGAAGAAGAAGUAUCGCUCCUCACGGAAAUCUUCAGCAAGCUCAUCUUCUGAAUCUGAGUCAGACAGCAAGGACAGCACAAAAAAGAAAAGGUCAAAGGAAGAUUAUGAAAAAGAAAAGGAAGGCAAAAAUCACCACAGGAAAAGGAAGAAAGCGGAUCGUGGUGAUGGACCUUUAUCAUCAGAAUCCUUGUCCGAAUCGGAUCAGACAGAGGAGGUUCAGGCGAAAAAGAAGAAAAACAACGAGGAAAAAGAGAAAACAGCAAGUAUCCUCCUUACUUAUACUAUAGUUUUAGGAUACAAACACUCUUUACUUGGUUAA
Molecule: messenger RNA, 693 nt
Organism: Tauraco erythrolophus (red-crested turaco)
Lineage: Eukaryota; Metazoa; Chordata; Aves; Musophagiformes; Musophagidae
Source: RefSeq, a predicted model, not a curated record